This is a messenger RNA of Drosophila hydei, 1657 nucleotides long. Its product is annotated as nardilysin-like. The coding region runs from base 26 to 1174 and encodes 382 amino acids. Gene Ontology annotation, molecular function: metal ion binding. The transcript has a single exon. The record is from RefSeq and is a predicted model, not a curated record. Lineage: Eukaryota; Metazoa; Arthropoda; Insecta; Diptera; Drosophilidae.
CGUCCGUCUAUGCGUGGUGGAGCAUAUGCGCUGGCUAAUGAUCGACAAAUACAAGUGCCUGAACGAUAUUACGCUGCAGGACCUGCAGGACUUUGCGGGCCUCUUUCCACAACAGCUGUAUGUGCAGGGCCUCGUGCAGGGCAACUAUACGGAGGAGCAAGCCCAUAAUGUGAUGAACAUGUUGUUGGGUCGUCUCGGCUGCAAGUCGAUACAGGACCACUAUUAUGUGGAGGAUCGCACGGUGCAAUUGCCACAGGGCGCACACUACAUACGCUGCCAUACGCUGAACGAACAGGACACGAAUACUGUGAUCACGAACUACUAUCAGAUCGGGCCAAAUAAUGUGCGCUUGGAGUGCAUUUUGGAUCUGUUGAUGAUGUUCGUUGAGGAGCCGCUGUUCGAUCAGUUGCGCACCAAGGAGCAGCUGGGCUAUCAUGUCGGCGCAACGGUUCGGAUGAAUUACGGCAUUGCCGGCUACUCGAUCAUGGUCAACUCCCAGGAGACAAACACAACGGCCAGCCAUGUGGAGAAGCGUAUCGAGGUGUUCCGCAACAAUAUGCUCCAAAUUCUCGAAGAUAUGUCCCAGGAGGACUACGAUCAUACGCGCGACUCGCUCAUCAAGCUGAAGCAGGUCGCCGAUAUGGCGCUGGCCACGGAGGUGUCGCGCAACUGGAACGAGAUUGUCAACGAGGAGUAUAUGUUCGAUCGUCGUCGGCAACAGAUCGAUGUGUUGCGCAGCCUGACGAAACGUGAAAUAGUCGCCUUCCUGCUGGACAAUGAGAUCACCAACAUGCGCAAGGUGUCCAUACAGGUCAUUGGCCAUCAGCCGGAGAAGACGUCCAAAUUGAAGUCAAAGGCGUUGGCCGAAACGGAAGGGGAUGCCCAAAGUUCGCUGACCGAGACGACGCCCAGCAGCGAGAAUGAAGACGACGAUGAGGACGACGAUAUGGAAAGCAGCGAGGAAGAUGAGGAUGAACUCUUCGAGGCGCUGGCCAACAAACUGAAUGUCGUAUUCCUGCCAGAGGAGGGUGACGCCACAACCAUUGUCGACAUUGCCGAUUUCAAGUCCAGUCUGGAUCUAUAUCCCAUGACUCUCUUCAACAAUGUGAGCGCCGAUGUCGAGGAUGCCAGCAGCAAGCCAACGCUUAUCGAGGAUGCGCUAAUGAAUACGUGAACGCCCACACCUGACAGCAACCAAAAGACCCAUCAACGGCAAAUACAUAUUGUCCAUAAAUAUGCAUACGCACACAUAUACAUAUGAGUAUAUGCAUGUGUGUGUGUGUGUGUGUGCGAGUGUGUUUAGCAUAUAUAGUUUAUAAGGAUUCAUCUGUAACAAAAUUACUGCAAAGCGAAUGCACUCGUCGUUUUACUAGCAAAAUGUAAAGUAAAGUAACACACCUGUGUACACCUACCCAUACCAUACCGUACCCAUACCGUACCAUACACACACACUUACAUUGACGUUUUACAAGAGAAAUAUGUAGAUCGAAGCAUUUGUCCUUUCGCGAUGAUCGCGUGAUUUGUAACUGACGACAUUUGAAAGCAAACUAAACUAAAUUUACCUUAAACAGCUAUUAAACUAAAUAAAACAAAUAAAUUAUGCAAUAUGCACCCACUUCUCUGUAUCCCAGCCAAUGCAUACACACAUUCACAUAUA